GCCACAGAGAGGAGUGCGGUACGUGCCGAAGAAGCCCCGCGCCGUGGUGGCACUGACACAAGAACAACCCGCCCACCGCCUCCCGCCGCCAGACACGUCCCCGGACCUUCAGGCCACGCCGGAGAACCGGGACCGAGCCAGUCUGCAGCUCGCGCACCGCUGUAGGAGGAGCUGCUGCAAACAUCACGAGCUGAUAGAACGGAAGAGGACUCGAUACUCUGUGACAAUCUGUCAACUUCAAGUCAUUCAGAGGUGCACUCGAUUCUAAGGCAACAUGGAGGACGAGCUCAUGUUCAGCAUGGAGGAGGACGGCAGUGCCACGAGACCCCCGGUUCAGCGGCAUGCCCUCAAGCAUCGGGCGUCCUCUCUGAGCGACGCCAACCCCAGCGAGGACGACGACGACGACGAGCACUUCAUCGCCCCCCUUCUCGAUGACUCUGCCAAAGAAGUCUGCCACUAUUUGAAAAGCCUGGUUUACACCCGGCAGCUGUCAAACUCUUUUCCUAAGAGCAACUAUGUGUACAGGAAUGAGACAGAAACUGUGGCAGAGCCUCGCCAGUACAAGGUUUUGUCUGAAAGUGCACGGGCGGCGUGGAUCCAUGCCGUUGAAAAGGCCAGAGCCAUGCCCGACCCCUGGGCAGAGUUUCACCUGGAGGACAUUGUGACUGAACCCUGCGUCCGUUACAGGUACAAUGCGAUCACCGGCGAGUGGGUUCAAGACCAGAUCCACGUCAAGAUGGCUGCACAGCCGUUUGGGAAAGGAGCCAUGAGGGAGUGCUUCAGGACGAAGAAGUUGUCAAACUUCUCGCACAGCAGUAACUGGAAGUCUGCGUCGAACUACGUGGCCAAGCGGUACAUGCAGCCGGUGGACAGAGACGUUUACCUGGAGGACGUGAGGCUGCAGAUGGAGGCCAAGCUGUGGGGGGAGGAGUACAACCGUCACAGACCCCCCAAACAGGUGGACAUCAUGCAGAUGUGUGUGGUGGAGAUGACCGACAGGCCGGGCAAGCCUCUCUUCCACCUGGAGCAUUACAUCGAGGGCAAGUACAUCAAGUACAACUCCAACUCGGGCUUUGUCAGGGACGAUAACAUCCGGCUCACUCCGCAGGCCUUCAGUCACUUCACCUUCGAGCGCUCGGGACAUCAGCUGAUCGUGGUGGACAUCCAGGGAGUGGGAGAUCUCUACACCGACCCUCAGAUCCACACCGAGAAGGGGACUGACUUUGGAGACGGGAAUCUAGGUGUUCGAGGCAUGGCUCUGUUCUUCCACUCCCACCUGUGCAACAAGAUCUGCAAGAGCAUGGGCCUGACGCCCUUCGACCUCUCUCUAGGGGAGAAGUCUCAGCUGGACUGCACCAACAAACUGCUAAAGUCGGCCAAGACGGUGCUGAGGGGCAGCGAAGAGCAGUGCGGAUCGCCUCGGGUCCGGACCAUGUCGACCGGCCGCGCUCCCCUGCUGCUGUCGCGCCUGUCCGAAACCUCGUCAGCGGACGACAACAUGAGCGACUCCGACUCCAUCCCCUGCUCCCCGCUCACACUGGGCGGGUCUCUAGGCUUGUCUUUCUCUGGAAUGUAUGAACAUGAAAGGCUUCACAACAAUAACAACACAGGCGAACACAGGGAAUCGGAGAGUGGCGGGGACAGCGGCUACCCUAGCGAACGGAGAAGCGAAGGGGAUCCAAAUGAUCAUGUAGACGGGGCCUACCAUCGCUACCAGAGACACUUCUCCGAGUCGGAUGACGACAGCGUCAGACGGAGGAAGAUGGUAGCUCCUCCAAGAGUUUCUGCAAACCUCACUCAUGAAAUGUCAUUCACACCUGACCUUGACCCGCUGACGGAGGAGAAGUGGACUUUCUACCAUUCGUCUCGCGCUCACGUCCACCGCCCUUCCUGCGUCGCCACAGAGGUGGAACGACUCAACACACUUAUGCAAAAGAGGAUCGGCCAGUCAAUCCUCGGAAAGGUCCACCUGGCCAUGGUGCGAUACCACGAAGGAGGUCGCUUCUGUGAGAAAGAGGAGCAGUGGGAUCAGGACUCGGCCAUGUUCCACCUGGAGAGAGCCGCGCUGUGCGGCGAGCUGGAGGCCAUCGUGGCGUUGGGACAGUGCUACCUGCAGCUGCCUCACCACAUCCUGUCCGAAAUGGAGGUGGAGGACUGCGCCGGUAACAGGAUGAAGGGUUUCAAGUACCUGCUGCAGGCAGCUGAGGCUGGCGACCGCUCGUCUAUGAUCACAGUGGCCAGAGCCUUCGACACUGGGAUCAACCUGUCAGCUGACAGAAAGCAGGACUGGGAGGAAGCGAUCCACUGGUACGACACGGUGCUGAACAUGACGGACUACGACGAGGGGGGAGAGUUCGACGGGACGCAGGACGAGCCUCGCUACCUCCUGCUGGCCCGAGAGGCCGAGAUGUACCAGGAGGGAGGCCACAACCUCACCGCAGACCCACAGAGAGCGGGCGACCUGUUCACGGAAGCGGCAGAAGCGGCCAUGGAAGCCAUGAAAGGCCGCCUGGCCAACCAGUACUACAUGAAAGCAGAAGAGGCCUGGGCGCUCAUGGAGGAGUGAAACACGGGAGAUAAAUAUAAAUAUUUAAGCCAUUUGAGGACAUGGGAGUCAACGUGUGAUUCUGAUUUCUUUACAUUCUGGGCACAACCUGAAUGGUGACAGUUUACAUAUUUUUAAUGACAGAAUUUUUUGCUGUUAGCGGUUCUUGUGUGUGUAUGUGGGUGUGUGUGCAUUGACAUUGACCUUUCAGACAUUUACAUCCCAUCUUUCCCCUGGUUUCUUUCUCUCAGUGAUGCUAGUCAUCUUAAUUCUCCCAUAUCCUCUUUUCUGCUAGGUGAAAAUGGCUGCAUGACAAAAAAAAGAAAAAAUAUAUAUAGAGAUAUAUAUAUAAAUCAUCAAAAUGAGAGAAAUGUGUUUACUUAAUUUGCCUCAGAUUUUAACGCACUUAUGUUGAAAGAAUGGAUGUGGGUCUAAAAUUUGUAAAAUAAAGUGUGCUUUUUAUUGAUA
Molecule: messenger RNA, 3013 nt
Organism: Salarias fasciatus (jewelled blenny)
Lineage: Eukaryota; Metazoa; Chordata; Actinopteri; Blenniiformes; Blenniidae
Gene: eef2k
Product: eukaryotic elongation factor 2 kinase
Exons: 20
Coding region: 275-2566 (763 amino acids)
Biological process (GO): response to differentiation-inducing factor 1; protein phosphorylation; myosin II filament disassembly
Molecular function (GO): elongation factor-2 kinase activity; calmodulin binding; ATP binding
Source: RefSeq, a predicted model, not a curated record